Carya illinoinensis is the source of this 682-nucleotide messenger RNA. Its product is annotated as calvin cycle protein CP12-3, chloroplastic. The record is from RefSeq and is a predicted model, not a curated record. The coding region runs from base 12 to 509 and encodes 165 amino acids. The transcript has a single exon. Gene Ontology annotation, cellular component: chloroplast. Gene Ontology annotation, biological process: negative regulation of reductive pentose-phosphate cycle. NCBI's taxonomy places the organism in Eukaryota, Viridiplantae, Streptophyta, Magnoliopsida, Fagales, Juglandaceae.
UAGUUAGACGGAUGGAAAGUUGGAAACUCCUUUAUAUCAUUUCCUUUUCCAACAGCGAUAACUCAAUACAAACAAAGUUCAGAGGCGGUUGGAGCGCAAACAUGGCGUCGAGAGCUGCUCCGGGCGUUAUUGGUUCUUCUCCUUCACCAUCGUUCUCUUUCAGAUCUGCUGCUUCGCUUCCCGUGAUAUCGCUUCCCGUACGGAUCCAUGCGAAUGGAAAGACGAACAAGGGCUUGACGGUUAGAGCGAUGGCAGUGGCGAAAUUCAAAGGGACUCAGCGGAGAGAGAAGCAUCUGACAGAGAUGAUCGAGAAGAAGGUGACGGAAGCGAAGGAGGUGUGCGAGGGGGACGAGACGUCGGACGAGUGCAAGGUGGCGUGGGACGAGGUCGAAGAGGUGAGUCAAGCAAAGGCCGAUCUCAGGCUCAAGCUGCAGCAGGAAAAAGAUCCUCUCGAGUCGUUUUGCCAGGACAAUCCUGAGACUGACGAGUGCCGAGUUUACGAGGACUGAGCUGAUUGUUAACUGCAGAUCUCCAAUGUCAACGCAAAAGGCUGAUGAUCUUGCUGGAGUCUACCGAUUUAGGCUGUGAUUUUGUGUAUACGCUUACUAUUCGAUCGACUAGUGUAAUAAGAUUGUAAAAUAACUUCUUUGUGGGAUUAAUGUAUAAUUAUGUUGUCUCUGCA